Colletotrichum graminicola M1.001 is the source of this 3825-nucleotide messenger RNA. RefSeq names its product amino acid permease. The transcript has 4 exons. Gene Ontology annotation, molecular function: potassium:chloride symporter activity. NCBI's taxonomy places the organism in Eukaryota, Fungi, Ascomycota, Sordariomycetes, Glomerellales, Glomerellaceae. Bases 1 to 3825 code for a protein of 1274 amino acids. Gene Ontology annotation, biological process: potassium ion homeostasis; chloride ion homeostasis; chloride transmembrane transport. The record is from RefSeq and is a predicted model, not a curated record. Gene Ontology annotation, cellular component: membrane.
AUGGGUGGUGACGACAGACGAGAGUGUCUCUCCGGCAUGGAGCAGGCCAGCAGGAAAUCCAAGCUGGGAGUCGUGUCAGGCGUUUACAUACCCGUCUGCCUCAAUAUCUUCAGCAUCCUCAUGUUCCUUCGUUUCGGCUGGAUUCUCGGCCAGGUCGGGCUCUUGGGCAUGCUUGGAUUACUGGUCACGGCCUACGUUGUAGACUUCUUGACGACUCUCUCGUUGUCUGCCAUAGCUUCAAACGGCGAGGUCAAGGGUGGUGGCGCCUACUAUGUCAUCUCAAGAUCUCUCGGCCCCGAGUUCGGCGGUUCUAUUGGGGUGCUGUUCUACCUUGCUCAGGUUCUCAAUACUGCCCUCAACGUUGUUGGUCUGGUUGACUGCAUCAAAAUGAAUAUCGGAGACUCGUUUCCACAUGGAUACUGGACUGUCUUCCUUCUACAAGCCUUGGCCUUGCUGCUCUGCGCUGGAUUGUGCUUGGCCGGAAGCGGCAUAUUUGCCAAGGCCAGCAAUGCGUUACUCGUCGUACUCACACUUGCCAUCGUCAGCAUCCCAAUAUCUGCCGCCUUCAGAUCACCCUUCCACGAUCCUGAGCUCGGCGUGCGCUUCACUGGCUUUAGCAUUGAAACGCUAGUCGACAACUUUGCCCCUCACACGAGGAGCAAGUCGUACAAGGGACUCGAGACUUUUCGGGAGGUCUUCGCCAUCCUGUUUCCCGCAACGUCGGGCAUCUUCGCAGGGGCUUCAAUGUCGGGAGAUUUGCAUAACCCCAGCAAAGAUAUCCCAAAGGGGACUCUCUGGGCCAUGAUGACCACCUUCAUCGCGUACCUGAUUGUAGUCUUCUCCAUGGCUGCCACCACGACACAUGCCUCCUUUCUCAACAACACCAACAUCAUUUCGGUCACAAGCCUGUCAAUGCCGCUGAUCCUUGCUGGAGAGUGCGCCGUCACCUUCUUUUCUGCCGUAAUGGGACUGAUAGGGGCUGCCAAACUCAUGCAAGCAUUAGCCAGGGACAAGUUGCUCCCCGGCCUGUUGCCUUUUUCACGGGGCACAAGAAAGAACGACGAGCCGGUCCAAGCCAUUGUUCUGACGUAUGCCCUUGCUCAAAUUGCCAUGUUCGCCAAUCUGAACCAGAUCGCAACUCUCAUCUCUAUGGGAUAUCAGAUGACCUUCUUUGUCAUGAAUCUAGCAUGUUUCCUACUCAAGAUAGGAUCGGCCCCCAACUUCAGGCCCGCUUUCAAGUUCUUCAGCUGGGAGACGGCCUUCGCCGGGAGUAUCUUAUCUGCGGCAGCUAUGUUCUUCGUCGACCAAACCUACGCGGCCACUGCCGUCUGUCUGCUCAUCUUUCUCUUCUCCCUGAUCCAUUAUCUUAGCCCACCGAAGCGAUGGGGCGAUGUUUCGCAGAACCUCAUCUAUCAUCAGGUGAGGAAGUACCUCUUGCGACUACGACCCGAGCACAUCAAGUUCUGGAGGCCACAGAUCAUCCUGCUCGUCAACAAUCCGAGGAGGCAAACCCGACUGAUCCAGUUUUGCAACUCCGUCAAAAAGGGCGGUCUGUACAUACUCGGCCAUGUCAUUGUGACCGACGACUUCAGCAGCGGCGUUCAUGAAGCGAGACUCCAGCAGGCGGCGUGGACCAAGUAUAUCUCGGAAUUCUCCCGCAUCAAGGCAUUCGUACAGCUUACAAUGUCUCCUUCCAUCACCUGGGGCAUCCGAAACUUGAUUCUGUCAGCCGGCCUGGGAGGUAUGCGCCCGAACAUUGCCGUCAUGGGAUUCUACAACAUGGACGAACUCCGGAACUCGCGUCCUUCGGUUAAGGUCCCCAAGCCUCCGGGAUUCGUCAAUUACAAUCCCCCCCAUCCACCAAAAGCCAAGGAACGACCUGCGCGGAGGAAGCGAGGUGACACAUCGGCACGCCUGAUGGACAGCUUUCUUCCUACGGACGUCAUCAAAACCGAGGACCAGAUGAGCGUGACCAGUUACAUGACAAUUUUAGAAGACUUGGCUUUGAGGCAUAAGCUCAACGUCGCAAUCGGCAAGGGCUUUGAGGAGCUGGAAACCCCGCGUAAGGACAAGGCCAACAGCAAGAAAUACAUUGACCUUUGGCCGAUUCAGAUGUCGGCAGAGGUCCUAUCAGAUGGGAAAAGCGUUCUUACGACUAACUUUGAUACGUAUACUUUGAUUCUCCAGCUCGGCUACAUCCUCUCCAGCGUUCCCACGUGGCACCGAGUCUACAGCAUUCGCGUUGUGGUGUUCGUGGAAUACGAGAGUGAGGUUGGAGAAGAGAGGGCCCGCGUCAAGGCAUUACUUGACAAGCUGAGGAUUGAGGCCGAGGUCAUAGUCUUUUGGCUGGCUUCUGGACAUCUGAACACCUACGAGCUGAUCAUCAAUGGGCAGUCCAAUGACAUUGAAUCCCAAAUCAUGGUACACGACCUCCUCAGAGACGAAGAAUGGUGGGAUGAUCUCCAAAGAUUUCGGGGCCGGGAGCCUAACCUGGACUCCACCGAAGAGCUCACGUCUUUCGCAAAUAUCAUCGGGUCCACGGCAGGACGCCCUGGUGUAUUCAACCCGCAUAUACCUUUGGAGGAUAUCGAAAGUGGACGACGGCCAAGUCUGAUGCACUUUGGAGAGAUCCCCAGAAAGCCGACGGUAUCCAACCUUUCCCGGCUUGGCGUCAGUGUUGGAAUUCACACGUCUCAUCUCGGAGAUGAAGUCUUUGAGGAAGAGUCCAACUCCGAUGGUGAAAUUAGCGAGCAGGAACAGCCGCCGUCCUGCCUGGAUUCCGAUUCCGAAUUCGAAAACGGCGGCAGCGAGUACAGCGACGACGAAAUGCCCGACAUCGAGGCUACGCGGCGCCCGUUGCUGGUGGCACGAGGACGUGGGCGAAGCCAGAGCGAAGACUUGCUCACCGGAUCGGCCAAGCAUCAGCGUGGCGUGUCCAGCAAGAGCGCCGCACCGGCUACGAACACGUACGGUACGAUGGUGUCACAAGCCAGGACUGAAGGACAGUUGGGACCAAGCCACGUGGUGCCUGUCGACAGUGCGUCGGUACCCCCCACUCCGACCGAACGGCCUCUGCUAGAUCGCAACAGCACUGCCCGUUCUAUGGGCGGUUUUCGGUCAACUGGCGUCAACACAUUCUCCGAUAUGACCCAAGGAAGCGCCUCUGGAUACGCAACUCCUGCAAGGCCGACUCUCUCUCGUCAGUCGUCCGCGGUACGCUUCUCCAGCCGGCCGAUGCCAGAGACGAGAACAGAUGUCGAGGGCACUUCUGGGCCGACGAUCAUGUUUGCGGACACUACAGAAGAGGAGACGCCGAGAGCGGAACAACCCGCAUUCUCUCGCCAAUCCUCUACAGGACGGUUCUCUAAUCGCCCAGUGCCCGAGAUGACGGUGGCCGUGCCCGAAGAGUCUGAGCUCACCAGCACGUUUGCGGAAGCCUCGAGUAAGUCCCACAAAGCUUCCGCCGCAUCCGCCACCGACCCUGGCUAUGUGCACAUGGACAUGGCGGAACUUGUGGGGCGAUACAGGCUAGACUCGAGGGCUGACGGUAAUGGAGAGGGGUCGCCUUACUCAACACAAGGCAUUGCACUUUCGUUCAACGAUUUGCCGUCUCGGGCGCAGCAUGUCAUCCUCAAUGAGCUCAUGCGGCAGAACAGCAAAGACACGGCAGUAUUAUUCACCACCUUGCCUGUGCCCACCGAGGGAACAUGCCAGGAUGAGCAGGCAAGCAUUCGGUACCUGUCGGAUAUUGAAGUCCUGUGUCACGAGCUCCCACCAGCCAUGUUGGUCCUGAGUAACAACAUGACUGUCACGGUUGGGCUCUAA